This is a messenger RNA of Nakaseomyces glabratus, 2460 nucleotides long. It is a transcript of the gene PAH1, whose product is annotated as phosphatidate phosphatase PAH1. Gene Ontology annotation, cellular component: nucleus. Gene Ontology annotation, molecular function: phosphatidate phosphatase activity. NCBI's taxonomy places the organism in Eukaryota, Fungi, Ascomycota, Saccharomycetes, Saccharomycetales, Saccharomycetaceae. Gene Ontology annotation, biological process: triglyceride biosynthetic process; fatty acid catabolic process. The record is from RefSeq and is a predicted model, not a curated record.
AUGCAAUAUGUUGGAAGAGCUUUCGGAUCUGUAUCUAAGACUUGGUCAUCGAUUAAUCCAGCUACAUUAUCCGGUGCAAUAGAUGUUAUUGUUGUUGAGCAUCCAGAUGGGACUUUAGCAUGUUCUCCAUUUCACGUCAGGUUUGGGAAGUUUCAAAUCUUGAAACCCUCACAAAAGAAAGUUGAAGUUCUAGUAAAUGGUAAAUCCACUAAUGUGCCGAUGAAGCUAGGUGAAUCGGGUGAAGCGUAUUUUGUGUUUGAAACAUCAGCUAAUGCAGAUGAUAUUCCAAAGGAAUUGUUGGAUUCGCCUGUGAUUAGUGCAAGUUCUAGUCCAAAUCAGUCACCGGUAUCAACUUCACUCGAUUUGAAUAAUGGGAUGGAAGAUGAUGCAACACAAAGGAUAGAUUCGCAUAAAUCAACCUUUCUAGAUUCAGGAAGCCCCGUAAUUGACAAAUUAGAAGAGCCUGAUUUCCUUGAUAUCAAUGAAUCUACUGAAAAUUUUGAUAAAGAAGAUAGAACUUUGAAUAAGAAAAAGACUAAAACUUUUCAAGAGAAUCUGAAUCGUAAAUUAACUGAGAUUCACAUACCCAGUAAACUAGAGAAUGAUGGUAGUUUACUACUCGAUAUUGAAGGCUAUAAGCCAAAUAAAGAAAAAGUGCAUGAUACGGAUGAGCAAUUAAAAAGUAUCCUGAAAGAAGAACUUGGUAGUGAGGCCGAUAUUUCGAACUUCAUACAAGAAGAUGGGAAGGGUAACAUUAAAAUUGUGAAUCCCUUCGAAAACAAUAAGUCACCGCUCAUGUCACCACCUCAGUCUCCAACGAUGAGUGGAAAUACGUCUGAGCUUGUUAUGUCUCCUCCAUCGCCAGCAUCGGCGGAUUCUACUUUUCAUGCAUCCUCAGAUGAGCUUGAUUCAAGUUCUCAGAUAUCCCAAGAUGAUGAAGAAAAAAACCGCAGAUUUAUCAAGACAAUAAGGCUAAGUAGCGAUCAAUUAAAAUGCUUGAAUUUGGUUUACGGUGAAAAUGAUCUCGCAUUUUCUAUAGAUCAUGGUAGGUCUGUGAUAACAUCCAAGCUUUUUGUUUGGAAAUGGGAUGUCCCGAUAGUAAUCAGUGAUAUUGACGGAACAAUCACUAAAUCAGAUGCAUUGGGUCAUGUUUUAGCUAUGAUUGGGAAAGAUUGGACUCAUCAAGGUGUCGCGAAAUUAUUCAGUGAAAUAGCAAGAAAUGGGUACAAUAUAAUGUAUUUGACAGCAAGAAGUGCUGGUCAAGCUGACUCUACCAGAAAUUAUCUGCGCUCAAUCAUUCAAAGUGGGCAUCGGCUUCCUGCAGGACCAGUUAUAUUAUCUCCAGAUAGAACCAUGGCAGCUCUAAGGCGUGAAGUAAUUCUAAAAAAGCCAGAGAUAUUUAAGAUUGCAUGUUUGAAUGACAUCCGGUCAUUAUAUUUUGAUAAUAUAGAUUUCCACACAGCAAGAGAAUCGCAAAAACUUGAAGAUGCAGGUGGAACAAAUGAGAAGAUCUCUGAUGCUAUUGAUAAAGGGCAUACUUUAACAUUCUCGGCAACCAAUACUGAUGAUGAAAAGCCAACUCCUUUUUUCGCUGGCUUUGGUAAUCGUAUUACAGAUGCCCUGUCCUAUCGUACUGUGGGUAUACCAAGUUCUAGGAUAUUUACGAUUAAUACAGAAGGUGAAGUACAUAUGGAACUGUUGGAAUUGGCUGGGUAUAAGAGCUCGUACAUUCAUAUAAAUGAGCUUGUCGAUCACUUCUUCCCACCAGUUCUACUUAAUGCCGAUGAUGACAUGAGAAGUAUAAGUUCUUUUACACCGGGUUCCCCUGUAAGUGGGACUGUUGAUGGUAAAAUGGGGAAUAUUAGUUUUCAAAGCAAUGGGCCUGAUGAUGCUUCAAAGCCGUAUUUCAGAAGUACGCAAGAAGAGAAAUUCACUGAUGUAAACUAUUGGCGAGACACAUUGUUGAGCACAGACGAUCUGCCUGAUCUCAGCUCCGAUGACAACUUAGAUGAUGUAAACGAUACCAAAGCAGCUACGACAUCGACCGAAAACGAAACUCCGAAUAAGGGAAAGAAAAAUAACGCAGACCAGAAAUUGAUGUCUCAGCAAGGAGACAAAAUUGCAACCACUACCAAUGGUACAAAUAUAUCUAAGAAGGGCCCUGUUGAUACUGAGAAAAGUGGUCACAGUAAUAAGACGCACGUAUCACCGGAAAGCAAAGAGAUUGGGAAGCGUAUAUACCUACAUCUAGGUUCGCCACUUACAUCCCCGGUGAAGACGUACCCAGGUGAAUCUAUAUUAGAAGAGAUGAGUGCCCUCACAAAGAGAGCCUCCUCACCAUCAUCAAGUGUCACCAAGCUAAAUGUACUUGACGAUGCUCAUGAUGAAUAUAACCACGACUCUGAGUUAUCAGAUGAUAAUAACGAAGAGGACGAGUUUGAUGAGGAUGACUUUGAGUAG